Messenger RNA from Camellia sinensis, 561 nucleotides. Lineage: Eukaryota; Viridiplantae; Streptophyta; Magnoliopsida; Ericales; Theaceae. The record is from RefSeq and is a predicted model, not a curated record.
AUGCACCUCAAUCGAACUAAAUCAAACCACAAUCACAAACUACUCAUCAAGUUCAACUAUGAGAAUCGAGAUUGCUGCUUGUCAUUUACUGAUGACAAGACAUUUGGAGAUGAGUUUGUAAAACUUGAUUACCCAUUUCAAAACUACGACAAGAUUGUUGGUUCAAGUGAUGGGUUGUUGUGCUUAUUGGAUUAUUAUGGCUUAGAAUACGUUGUUCUAUGGAACCCAUCAAUUAGGAGGUUCCUGAAACUUCUCAAGUCUUGUUCUUCUGUAACCAAGGCUUGUCACUUGCUUUGGUUUGAUUUUGGAUUUGGGUUCGACCACAUGAGUAAUGGCUAUAAAGUGGUGAAAAUUAUGGAUGCAAAGGAUAACCAUCGUCGUUGUGUUAUGCAUAGGGUGGAGCUUUUUGCGCUUAUCACGGGUUCUUGGAGAUCCAUUUGUAUUGGGGAUUUAUGUUAUGAACUUUAUGGUUUUGAUUCCUUGCCUGCGUUUAUGAAUGGGGCUGCUCAUUGGGUUGUAUUUAAUCUAAGAAAGCUUUGCCAAACCAUCAAAUUGAUGUGA